AUGGGCAUGGGCAAGGCAGCGGUGCCGUCGGCGCAGCCCCACAGCAGGCAGCACCCACAGCAGGUCACGCGGGCUGCAGUGGCAUUCACGCCUUGUGGCCAAGGUGCUUCCCCUUUGGCAGUGGCAACUGUCGCCACACACAUCACUGAAUGCGAACUGCCCAGUGGCAGUGGCUCCGCCUUCAUCUCUGGCCACAGCCAGAGGCCGGCUGGGCCGUUAGUGGUGGCAAGCGUGGUCCUGGGCACGGGGCCAGUGCAUGCAGCCAGUCUGGUGGUUGAGAAUGACAACAGCAUGGCACGGGACCAGUUUGCCGCCGAGCGCAACUUCCUCUCGUGGAUAAAGCUGGCCAUGGUCAUGGUUGCGUCAAGCGCUAUGACAAUGACAAAGUUCCAGCAGCACAUCACCAGAUUUACCCAGUUUGCAGACGGAGUCAGCGUGUACAUUAUUGUUCUAGCGAUGCUGAUAGUGGUCGUGUCAACGCUCCAUGUGGUUGACUCACAGGGCCGGCUGGCGAUCCUGCGGCGGACCAAUGCGGGUGUUCCGGCCGGUCGGUCAAUCUUUUCAAACAACAACGGCACCAGUUCGCACGCUCAAAGCCGGCACCUAUCGUACCAGAGCACAAGGUCAUCUACACCGUCCCUGACACACAUGGAGGACUAUCCGUCAUCGCCACUGGUCGCGCCCGUCACGCCUCUCACGCCCACGUCGCCGGGCACAUUCCCCACGCAGACAAAGGGCGGGGUCAGCGUGUUUAUAUCGCUGAACCAUGCACCCACUCUAUUCGCGCACCCAGGCAAGGGCUGUGAGCUGGGCGGCAACAUCGUGCUGGAGUCGGACCGAGUCAUCAAAAUCAAAUCAAUUGAGCUGCGCUUUAUCGAGGUCGAGUACUUUGAGUUCGGUGUGCCGCGAAUCACGCCGAUUCCGUUUGUGGUGUGGCCGCUGAAAUACACGAUGCAGCUACAGCCUGGCUCGCACCACAUCCCAUUCACCUUCCUGCUGCCCACCAGCCUUCACACCACCGCGUUCACAAAGUUCAACUAUUCGCAGUACGAGCUCAAGGCGGUCAUCAAGGCCAAGGGGUUCAGCAAGGAAAUUGAGGGGGUGCGUGAGCUCGAGUUCUUCCCAGUGCCGCGGCUGUACCUCACAGUGCCUGGUAAAAGCCCCUUCGCUACUACGCACAAUCUGGGAAAGCUCGACAUCACUGUCAACCUGCCAAGCCCGUUUGUUGCAGCCAGCAGCUCAUUCACGGUGGACAUGGCUUUCUCGCCCAGCACGCCGUACUACUACCUGGCCAAGAUCGAGGGCAAGUUCCUGGAGAUGAUAGAGUACACGCGCAACGACGGCACAGUCAUGUACAAGGACCCCGACCGCACAGUCUGCACAAUCUCCAAUAUUGCACCGCAAUGGCGCGAUCCAAUCCCGCUUGUCGACAAUGUCAACGUGUCGUUUGCCGUUGACCUGCCGAUCCUGAUGAGCACGCCGCCAAAGCGUGCGUUCGCCACUAACACCAGCCCGUCGGUGAUGCCUGAUCCCGUGAUCACCCCAUACAUCCUGUACGACGUCAACAACUCGCACCUCACUAUCAAGCACGUGCUGUUCUACGACAUCGAGCUGUGGGACAUCCGCGGCGCGCCCCACCACGUCAACAACUCGGUCCAGAUCAGGAUUCUGCCGCCGCUGCCUGCCGAUAUGGCGCCAAAGAACUAG
Messenger RNA from Linderina pennispora, 1707 nucleotides. RefSeq lists its product as uncharacterized. Lineage: Eukaryota; Fungi; Kickxellomycota; Kickxellomycetes; Kickxellales; Kickxellaceae. The record is from RefSeq and is a predicted model, not a curated record. Bases 1 to 1707 code for a protein of 568 amino acids. The transcript is spliced from 3 exons.